UGGACGUGGCAGCUUUUGUCUUGAAGCUCAACGUGGCAGCAAUGGGAAGUUGGUCUCCAUUUCUCUUCGUCUUCUCCUUGUCUGUCCUGCUUCAUUUUAACCCCUCACUGGCUUACUCACUGAAAAACUGCACUGUUGCAUAUUCUUACAGUGUGACUGAAGUUCGGGUUCAAUGUAUUCAUCGUUACCUCACUGCCGUUCCUGAUGAGAUUCCCCAAAAUGCAACAUCGCUAGAUCUCAGCUCCAAUCAGAUUUUAAAGAUCAACAGAACAGAUCUGAUCGGUUUAUCAAAGCUCAAAUAUUUGAACCUGAACAAAAACAGCAUCUCACACAUAAAAGACGGAGCUUUUUCUGACCUGGUGCAGUUAACCAACCUCACCAUUGACUUAAAUAACCUCACAAAUGUGACAGAUAACAUGUUUCAGGGACUGUCCAAAUUAGUUUAUCUGUCUCUGUACUUCAACCAAAUCACACACAUCUCCCCACUGGCCUUUCAGCAUCUCACCAGUUUACAGAGACUAAUUCUGAGAUUUAACAACCUACAUCAAAUUAUUGCUAUUGUGCCAGUUUUACAGCUACCUAACUUUUAUGAGCUGGACCUUGCACAAAACAACUUCAUCUCUUUUCAGUCAGACGAUCUCCCUGUUAACAUCUCAAACCUCAGGACACUGAAGCUAAAUUCAAAUUGUCUGAGAAAGUUCAGCCUUACAAGAGACCUCUUCCCUCAUCUUGAAUCUAUUCAUUUCUCUGGGUGCAGCAGUGACUUUGAGUGGAAUGUACCCAACAAGACUUUUCUGAGGAGCCUCAGUACUUUAUACUUAAGUGAAACAUACAUCAGUUUUGAGACAUACACAUUGAUGCUGCAGAGUGCAGACUCAGUGGAAUAUUUAUCUCUGGGCUUUAUGAAGCAGUGGCUUGAUGAAGGUCUGAUAGACAUUGCCUGCCGACUGCCUGCGCUGACAAGACUGAAAUUGACUUAUAACUUUCCCGGAAGCAUAAAUGAUACACUGCUGCAGUCUUGCUCUAAACUCACUGAGUUGAAUUUAGCAGCUAACGAUCUGACUGAAUUGUCACGGUUUUCACUCAGAGCAAUGAAACGACUAAAACGUCUGGACUUACACAAAAAUUAUCUGACCAGUGUGCCACUCGCCAUCAGAAGCCUCUCCACACUGCAGAUCCUACAAUUAAGUCACAAUUUCAUCGCUGAGUUACGCUGCUCUGACUUCCACAAUCUGACGAGAUUAACAGAACUGAAUCUGAGCUACAAUCGCAUUUCAAUACUCAAAAGAUGUGUUUUUCAAGAAAUGAAUUAUUUGAAAGUAUUGAAAGCUAAACACAACUUGAUUUCUGAAUUUGAUGGUACCUUCAAAUUCACUUUGCAGAACCUACAAGUUUUGAAUUUGUACAGUAAUAAUUUCAACAAGCUCAGUGACGGUCACUUUCAGAAUCUGUCCUCCCUCCGGUCUUUGGCUUUAGAAUCAAAGAUUUACUCUGUUGCCCAGGCUGGAGCUUUUGAAGGACUGUAUGAUCUCCAAAAUCUAAGUGUUUCACUGUUGUCUUACACGGAGGGACUUUUCACAGGACUGCAGCUCUUAGAAAGUCUCACACUACACCAAAGUUUUGAGCUGGACAGUGGUAUUUCUAAGAAAAAGUUUGAGCCAUCUUUCUCUAGUUUGCCUUCAUUAAAGAGGCUCAAGAUCAAAAAUUAUAACACAUAUUCAUGUGAAAUCUCACAGAAUCUGCUUAGAGGUCUUAAAUCUUUGGAGCACUUUGCAGCUGAGAGGUUCUUCAUUGAGUCACCACACCCUGAUACAUUUACAUACAGUCCUCACCUGAAGAACCUACAGAUAACUCAAAGUAAUUUGUCAGAGCUGAAACCUGAAUUGUUCCAGCCAAUCCCAAACCUGCAGGCUCUGGAUCUGUCCAAAAAUAAGCUCAGGUCUUUGGAUUUUCUUGCCCAGGCUGACCUGCCUGCACUUAGCGGGUUGACACUCAGAGGGAAUGAGUUGACAGUGAUCAAUGAGACAAUCUUCCAGUCGCUCCCUGCACUGACCUAUCUGGACCUGUUUGGUAACCCUUUCACUUGUGACUGCUCUAACACUGGCUUCAUCCAAUGGGUGAAGAGCAACAACCAAACACAGGUCAUUAAUGCCUACCAGUUUGACUGUUCCUUUCCUCUGAGUAAACUGGGUACUAAAUUGCUGGACUUUGACAUCCAGUCCUGUUGGAUGGACUAUAGCUUCCUCUGCUUCAUUACCAGCACUUGUCUGGUUAUUCUAACUCUGCUCUCAUCCUUCAUCUACCACUUUCUGCGGUGGCAGCUAGCCUACGCCUUCCACUUCUUUCUGGCCUUCUUCUAUGAUAGCAGGAAGAGGAGGAAGGGCACUCCUCAUCGCUACGAUGCCUUCAUCUCCUACAACAUUCAUAAUGAGGACUGGGUUUAUAGAGAAAUGCUCCCAGUGCUGGAAGGAGAGCAAGGCUGGAGACUCUGUCUGCACCACAGAGACUUCCAACCAGGUAAGCCCAUCAUAGAGAACAUUACAGACGCAAUCUACAGCAGCAGGAAGACCAUCUGUGUGAUCAGCCGGCACUACCUGCAGAGCGAGUGGUGCUCCAGAGAGAUCCAGAUGGCCAGUUUCCGUCUGUUUGACGAGCAGAAGGACGUGUUGAUCCUGCUGUUCCUGGAGGAGAUCGCAGCUUGGCAGCUGUCUCCCUACUACCGCAUGAGGAAGCUGGUGAAGAGACGCACCUAUCUGAGCUGGCCUCAGGCCAGCCAGUACACAGGGGUCUUCUGGCACAAUGUACAGAGAGCUCUGGAGACAGGAGAUGCUCCCACCGAGACCACAGACCCACUGACUGGACUUGCAGGACUGGAUAUUUAACUGGACCAGAGAUGCAACAGUCAAUGCUGUUCCUCUACAAUCCCUGCUGCAUCAAAUCUAUUUCACUUUCAUAAAUCCCAAUAAUACUUGUGUUCACAUUCUGAGUGGUAUGCCAACAAAGGACCAACCAUGGCCAACCAGUAAAGAUGGAGCUAUCUGCCUGCACGGGGCCAGUGCUGACCUCUGUCAGUGUCUCUGAUGUUUCCAUUGUUACAGUAUCAAGUGUUUCAG
Seriola dumerili (greater amberjack) is the source of this 3113-nucleotide messenger RNA. Its product is annotated as toll-like receptor 13. Gene Ontology annotation, biological process: inflammatory response; toll-like receptor signaling pathway; immune response. The record is from RefSeq and is a predicted model, not a curated record. Gene Ontology annotation, cellular component: membrane. Gene Ontology annotation, molecular function: protein binding; transmembrane signaling receptor activity. The coding region runs from base 42 to 2882 and encodes 946 amino acids. The transcript has 3 exons. Lineage: Eukaryota; Metazoa; Chordata; Actinopteri; Carangiformes; Carangidae.